Messenger RNA from Truncatella angustata, 2145 nucleotides. RefSeq names its product hsp70-like protein. The transcript has 2 exons. NCBI's taxonomy places the organism in Eukaryota, Fungi, Ascomycota, Sordariomycetes, Amphisphaeriales, Sporocadaceae. The coding region runs from base 246 to 1940 and encodes 564 amino acids. Gene Ontology annotation, molecular function: ATP binding; ATP-dependent protein folding chaperone. The record is from RefSeq and is a predicted model, not a curated record. Gene Ontology annotation, cellular component: cytosol; nucleus. Gene Ontology annotation, biological process: protein folding.
GUUCAAGGUCAAGGUCAAUUGGUCGCUGCUGUUAACGCUUGGGCAACUUUUUUUUUUUUUUUUCCUCCGAACUUUUGAAAUUUUAGGGACGCCUUGGACUGCCAGAUCCUUAUUAGCAACCCCACCAAGUUUACGGUCUCUCUUGACAGGUUCAUUUCGCAUCUUUGCUUGUUUCGAUUUUGCAAAGACCACAUUUGACGUUAAAACAAUAAACUCGAUCAACAUAUCCCACAAAUACAAGCGAUAUGGCUGACAAGAAGUCUGGCGUUGCGCCCGACCAGCGCACUGUCAUUGGUCUCUCCUUUGGUAACUCGUACAGUUCCAUUGCCUGCACCGUCGACGAUGCCGCCAUCGUGAUCGCCAACGAGGACGGUGACCGUCAAAUCCCUACAGUACUGUCUUACGUCGACGGUGAGGAGUACAACGGAGGCCAGGCCAAGGCUUUCCUCAUCCGCAACCCCAAGAACACCGUUGUCUCCUUCAGGGACUUCCUCGGCCAAGAAUUCAAGUCCGUCGACCCUACACACUGCCACGCUGCAGCCCACGCCGAGAACAAGGACGGCGUUGUAUCAUUCACCAUUCAAGACAAGGCUGAGGGUGAGCCUUCCACUAUUUCCGUGUCCGAGGCCGCAACCCGCUACAUCAGAAAACUUGCACAGUCUGCCUCCGACUACAUCGGCAAGAAGGUCACCUCGGCUGUCCUGACCGUGCCUACCAACUUCACCGACAAGCAACGCGAGGCUCUCACCAAGGCCGCCAACGACGCCGGCCUUGAGGUUCUGCAGUUGAUCAACGAGCCUGUAGCCGCCGUCCUGGCUUAUGAUGCCCGGCCCGAGGCCGAGGUCAAGGACAAGAUCAUCGUUGUUGCCGAUCUUGGCGGUACCCGCUCAGAUGUUGCCGUUGUUGCCUCGCGAGGAGGCCUUUACACCAUUCUGGCAACCGCCCACGACUACGAAUUCGCGGGUGUCCACCUCGACCAGGUCCUCAUGGAGCACUUUGCCAAGGAGUUCAUGAAGAAGAACAAGGAGGUCGACCCUCGCGACGACGCAAGGAGCUUGGCCAAGCUCAAGGCCGAGUCAGAGUCCGCCAAGAAGGCCCUCAGCAUUGGUACCAAUGCAUCUUUCAGCGUUGAGAGUCUGGCUGGUGGCAUCGAUUUCCAGGCUACCAUUAACAGGUUAAGAUAUGAGACCAUUGCACGCAAGGUCUUUGAGGGCUUCAACCGCCUGGUCGAGGGUGUUGUCAAGAAGGCUGGCCUGGAUGUACUCGAUAUCGACGAGGUUAUCAUGACCGGUGGUACUUCGCACACCCCUAGAGUCGCCGCCAACUUCCGUUACAUCUUCCCCGAGACCACCGUCAUCCAGGCUCCCUCGACCAGCUCCAGCUCCAUCAACCCCUCGGAGCUCUUGGCUCGUGGUGCAGCUCUGCAAGCAUCGCUUAUCCAGGAAUAUGAGAGCGAUGAUAUCGAGCAGUCUACUCACCCAGCUGUGACUACUGUGCUCCACGUUACCAAUGCCAUCGGUGUCAUCACAUUGAACGAGGCUGGUGAGGAGUCAUUCACUCCUGUCGUCGCUCCCGAGACUGGUCUGCCUGCUCGUCGCACAGUCCACGUUGAGGCCCCCAAGGAGGGCGGCGACGUGCUUGUCAAGAUUGUUGAGGGUAACACACACAUCAAGGUCACCAAACCCGAGCCUAAGCCCAAGGAGGAGAAGGACGACGAUGACGAGGACGACAGCGAUGACGAUUCUGAAGAUGAGGAGGAAGAGCACCGCGAGAAGAUCUGGAAGAUCGGAACCACCUUGGCCGAGGCCGGCAUCAAGGGCGUCAAGAAGGGUAGCAAGGUCGAGGUCACGAUCCAAGUCAACGCCGACCUGGCCGUGAUAGUCACCACCAGGGAAGUCGGUGGAAAAGGAGGUGUCAGGGGUAACAUCAAGGCCCCAUAAGGAAGUGGCUUGACUGCCCCUGAAAAUUUCUGUUUUUGAUGACUGAUAGGAUCAUGGAGUGCUUAAGUGCCUAUUGUAGCUUGGCAUUUGGCGCGUGGCGUCUUAGAUCUUCAAAAGGACAAAUAGACUGAUCCCCAAGCGGUUGGGUGUUACGACAAUAGAGUAAAAAUACUACUGUUACGAAUGGAAUGACAUUUCAUCAAGA